UUAGUUUAUUAGUAUGCGAUAUUAUGCAUCUUAUUCAACCCGCGUUUUCUCUUUUGGCACGAGUAUCCGUCAUGCUCACCAGGGGUUGAAUCGCCAUGGAAAAGCACAUAUCCAGAUUUUCCUUGCGCUAUGUAUGGGCUCAGGGACGGAAAGCUCAAAUUUCAAUGAAACUUUACAAAACGUCACAUCAAUUAAAAAAAGGCGCACUUGAUAUUUUGUUUGAUAUUACUCACUAAGUACUUAGGGGAAUUUUCCGCCUUAUUUGAUGUAAAAUGAGCCUAUUGGAAUCGUCAAGUCAUGUUUUUUCGUCAUGUCAAUCGCCAUGUCUAUGAUCAUGCACAGGUGUUUCUAUAGAAUGAAGAGAAUAUGUGAGAGAUAGCCAACUACCAAGAGGAAAAAACAAUUAAACCGUCAAUACGACCACAAGCAUUAUUAGCGCCUCGACACAAUACUAGGUGCAUGCUGAAUAGCAGCCCUUUUUGGCCGCCCUCGCAUGUUUGUCAUAAUUCUUGGCGAGGUUUAACAAGUCCGAUGGCAAGCAAUUCCUCAUCUAGAACAUGUUUCUUCUUGGUUUAUGACCAUGAGCGUAUUUUGCGGGCUCGAAAUGCUUACAUUGCGGCGGCGGUUUUCAACUGCAUCACAAUGCUUCCCGCCAUUGUCUUGAAUGUGCUACUGAUGAUGGGCAUGUACCACUCGCCUGCUCUCCGAAAGCCCUCCACGCUACUUCUAUACAGCCUAUCUGCGUCGGAUUUGCUCCUCGGUAUGAUCGUACAACCAGGGUAUGUCGCCAAGAAGGUCGGAAGACUUACUGACAGCUUUAGCCUUUAUUGCAAGAGUGGGAUUCUAACUUAUACCAUGGGGGUCCUACUUAACGGUGUUUCGUUUCUGAACCUGACCGCCAUCGCGUUCGAUCGAUUUUUGAUCGUGACUUCGAGAAUACAUUACCAGGAAAAAGUCACAAAACAGCGCGUUAUUGCGACUAUAGCGUCUAUUUGGAUAUUGAUGACAGUUCUUCCCAUCAUUCAGUUCUGGGUUACAAGAGCAACUGCGUUUAUGAUUACAGCAACUUUUAUCAUCUCCUGCAUUGUCAUAACCACGUUAUGCUAUGUGCUGUAUACGCAAAUUAAACCAGCAGAGAAUCUCAAAGAUAUUCGUCAACAGCUCUGAAACCCAAAGAGCGCACAGUACAGCGUGUUACAAGAACUAUGCUCAUCGUUUUUGUGAUAUUCCUCCUUUGUAGUACGCCUAUGCUUAUUGUCUCUGUGACAGGGCCCGUUACUGAUAGCGAGUCUGCAUCUGUGUGGUCAGCGCAUGCUGUUUCUACAGUCAUCAUUUACUCAAACAGUAGCUUAAAUCCUCUCAUUUUGUUUUUCAGAAUGAGG
Messenger RNA from Nematostella vectensis (starlet sea anemone), 1382 nucleotides. RefSeq names its product dopamine receptor 4-like. The record is from RefSeq and is a predicted model, not a curated record. NCBI's taxonomy places the organism in Eukaryota, Metazoa, Cnidaria, Anthozoa, Actiniaria, Edwardsiidae. Gene Ontology annotation, molecular function: G protein-coupled receptor activity. Gene Ontology annotation, biological process: G protein-coupled receptor signaling pathway. Gene Ontology annotation, cellular component: membrane. Bases 460 to 1167 code for a protein of 235 amino acids. The transcript has a single exon.